Caenorhabditis auriculariae is the source of this 1100-nucleotide messenger RNA. Lineage: Eukaryota; Metazoa; Nematoda; Chromadorea; Rhabditida; Rhabditidae. The record is from the annotation of a GenBank genome assembly.
AUGGCUGGUUCACGUCGACUUCAGAAAGUUAGUGCUAGCUUUCUUUUUUUUUUAAAGUUUACAAAAAAAGUAAAUUAGGAGCUCGGAGACUUGAAAUCAUGCGGCGUCAGGGCGUACGAAAAUGUCGAAUGUGACGAAACUAAUCUCCUAAACUGGAGUAUUUUACUGGUUCCGGUUAGUAUUUAUUUUUUUUUAGUUUAUUUUCCACAAAUAUAUAUACAAAGACCAUUUACAGGACAAGGAGCCUUACAAUAAGGGCGCAUUCCGCGUCAAUAUCAAAUUCCCCGUCGACUACCCAUUCAAACCUCCGCAAAUCAUUUUUGCCACCAAAAUCUACCAUCCGAACAUUGACGAAGAAGGAAAAGUCUGCCUUCCAAUCAUAGCUCCGGAAAAUUGGAAGCCUGCCACGCGUACUGAACAAGGUUUGAAAAUUUUUUAUUUCGGAACUUUUACAAAAACAUCUCAAAAAAACAUUUACAUCACAAAAAAAGUUAUUUAGUUAAUAUGAUUAUUUAAAAAAAGAUUAAUAUUAUUUUUUUCAAAUAGCAGUCUUGUGAUUUUUAAAUCUGGCUAGGCAUUCUUUUUUGAAGAUAUAUGAAAAUGAGGAAAAGGAAUAAGUGCAAAAAAAGGUCAACUAGAGAAUUUUUUUCCCUAAAUUCAAAGUAGGCUUUCCUUUUGGUUUCUCAUUUCUUUUUAAUUCUUAUGAAAGGCUGUUUAUAAAGUCUUGAUCUUUUUUUUGUUGGUUUUCCAGGGAAACUGACGAUUAUUUUAGGCAUCAGCUCAAAAUUUUUCAAGCUUUCGUGAGUCUUCCUCAUUUUGAAAUAUCAUUGGAAUGUGUAAGAACGUUUCAAAAAUUAAUCUUAUAAUUGAGCAUAAUUCAACGUUCGUCCCGUUCUCCUUAUUUCAAAGUCUGUGAUUUCUCAAGGAUCAAACUUUCUUUUCUCUUAGUUAUGAUGGCGCUGAUGUCGUUGAUCAACGAGCCGGAGCCGUCGCAUCCAACGCGCGCCGAGAUCGCCGAGGAAUGGGUGAAGGACCGCAAGAAGUUCAACAAGGUCGCCGAGGAGUACACCAAGAAGCACGCCGAGAAACGACCCGAGUAG